AUACAGAACCCGCAAGCUGCUGUCAGCAGAGCACAGACCGUCCAAACCGGAGCUGCGCGCUGCAAGCGAAGCGCUGCGGGAGGCGAGAAAAAGAGUCCAACCGAGCCACGCAUCCGCACCAAGGAGCGUGCGGAGGAAGAGGAGGAGGAGGAGGGCGGCGCGGUGGCAUCACCUGCAGGAAUCCACUUGAGAAGUCCGCAAGGACAGGAGCGGAAAAAAUGCGCUGAAAGGAGAUCUGUCACGAACUCGCUCAUUAACCAAAGAUAAAUCAGAGGGGAAACAGGUGGGAAAAAUCCGCCUCCGAUAAGUUUUUUCAUUUAAAAAUAAAGAGGAAAUCCAGCUGGAGAUGAAUACCAACGAUGCCAAGGAGUAUCUGGCACGGAGGGAGAUACCUCAGCUGUUUGAGAGUCUGCUGACAGGUUUGAUGUACUACCGGCCCGAUGACCCCAUCGACUACUUGGAAGGCUGUCUGAAGAAAGUCCGGGAGCUCGGCGGGACCGAAAAGGUGCGGUGGGACACUUUUGUGGGCCAGGAGAGGAAGUCCCUUCCUCCGCUCAACGGCGGCCAGUCGCGCCGGUCGCUCUUCAGAAACGUUUUGCCCGAAAGCCCCAACUUCCCCUACAGACGGUAUGACCGCCUCCCUCCCAUCAGCCAGUUCUCCAUCGAGAGCGACUCGGACCUGUCAGAGACGGCCGAGCUCAUCGAGGAGUACGAGGUGUUCGACCCGUCCAGGCCGCGACCCAAAGUCAUCCUCGUCAUCGGUGGCCCUGGCAGCGGCAAAGGAACACAGAGCCUGAAAAUCGCCGAGCGCUACGGCUUCCAGUACAUGUCUGUGGGCGAGCUGCUGAGGAAGAAGAUGAUCCACAACGCCACCAGCAACAGAAAGUGGAGCCUGAUCGCCAAAAUCAUCACCAACGGCGAGCUGGCGCCGCAGGUAGCCGAGAAACGGGGACAGAGACGUGUUGGCGGGGGGGCGGGUGAGAUGGACUAAAUAUUUUGGGAGAAA
Messenger RNA from Poecilia latipinna (sailfin molly), 1006 nucleotides. Its product is annotated as adenylate kinase isoenzyme 5-like. Bases 347 to 991 code for a protein of 214 amino acids. The record is from RefSeq and is a predicted model, not a curated record. The transcript is spliced from 4 exons. NCBI's taxonomy places the organism in Eukaryota, Metazoa, Chordata, Actinopteri, Cyprinodontiformes, Poeciliidae. Gene Ontology annotation, biological process: nucleobase-containing compound metabolic process. Gene Ontology annotation, molecular function: ATP binding; nucleobase-containing compound kinase activity.